Metschnikowia bicuspidata var. bicuspidata NRRL YB-4993 is the source of this 402-nucleotide messenger RNA. Its product is annotated as guanine nucleotide exchange factor. Gene Ontology annotation, cellular component: membrane; cytosol. Gene Ontology annotation, biological process: post-Golgi vesicle-mediated transport; small GTPase-mediated signal transduction. The record is from RefSeq and is a predicted model, not a curated record. Gene Ontology annotation, molecular function: guanyl-nucleotide exchange factor activity; zinc ion binding. The transcript has a single exon. NCBI's taxonomy places the organism in Eukaryota, Fungi, Ascomycota, Pichiomycetes, Serinales, Metschnikowiaceae. Bases 1 to 402 code for a protein of 133 amino acids.
AUGAAUCUCAAGCUGUUCGAGGAAGUAAGCCCUGGGCUCCUGAGGGCCAUUCUCAGAUGCCCGUUCACAGGGUGUCAUACCCGGAUAAUCCCUUUAACCUCGCAACUAGCAGCUACUAAGGUCAAAAUAGAAAACGCACCGCAAAUGACUGUCGACUCAGAGUAUUUUUACGCUGUUGGCGAUGCAUGGGACUUUGACAAUAUUGGGGUUUCACGGCCUUCUCCAGAUCUUGAGGGGAAAAAUGUGGCGCCUUUAGCUAAAGUUGAGCGUUUGUUGAUUUGUAGUGAAUGUGACAAAGGUCCUUUGGGAUUUGCCGGGUUCAUUGCCGAGGGCGAAUCUGACGUGAAGAAGCUCACAUAUUAUUUGUCGUGUGAGUCCGUCAAAUUUGAUGAGACUACGUGA